Molecule: messenger RNA, 1342 nt
Organism: Colletotrichum godetiae
Lineage: Eukaryota; Fungi; Ascomycota; Sordariomycetes; Glomerellales; Glomerellaceae
Product: S-adenosyl-L-methionine-dependent methyltransferase
Exons: 7
Coding region: 217-1110 (297 amino acids)
Molecular function (GO): methyltransferase activity
Source: RefSeq, a predicted model, not a curated record
UGGACAUUCCGAGGAAGUCCCUGUGAGUUCUCUGUCCUUUUUCCUGUUGUGAGAGUUUCUUUCUCCUCGGCUUCAAUCCCCGCCCUUUCCCCUCAAUGUAUAUUCUGUACCUUUGUCCCCAGAGAUGAUAGACUGACCGUGCCGGACUGGUUUCUUUUGCUCCAGGGCUUGUCGUCGUCGGGAUUGAGUCUGAGUGAAUCCAUAUUGGAGUACCGGAUGGAGAACGGGAGAACGUAUCAUCGAUACAAGGACGGCAAAUACACUCUUCCAAACGAUCAGGCUGAGCAGGAGAGGUUAGACCUCCAGCACAACGUCUUCCUCCUUACGUUUGACAAUAGGCUCGGCCUCGCGCCGCCAUGCCAAAAAGGGGCUGAAGUCCCCGGUAGGGUCCUUGAUGUUGGGACGGGGACGGGGAUCUGGGCUAUUGAUUUUGGUGAUGAGCAUCCCGAGGCUGAGGUCCUUGGGAUUGAUCUUUCUCCUAAUCAACCUACGUUCCUACCGCCAAACGUUGACUUUGAAAUCGAUGACAUUGAAGAGGGAUGGGUGUUUGACGAGCCGUUUGACUACAUCCACAGCCGCCUCAUGACCUCCAGCAUCGCAGACUGGAAGGAGUACCUGAAGAAUUGUUACGACAACCUCACACCAGGAGGUUACCUCGAACUCCAAGAAGUCGACGUAGGCCCCUCCAGCGACGACGGCACCCUCGACCCCACGACCUCGGCACUGGCACGGUACUGCGCACUCCUGCAGGACGCCUCGGUGAAGCUGGGCCGUCCAUACCAGGAUAUUCCCACCCUGGCCGACGUGAUGCGCGAUCCUGAGGUCGGGUUCGUGGACGUUGAGGUCCGCGCGUUCAAGUGGCCUACCAACGGGUGGCCAACGGCGGAUACGGAGGAAGGGAGGAGGUUGAGGGAGUUGGGGGUGUGGAGCGGGCAGAAUAUUAUGGCUGGGCUGGAAGGGUUCGCGAUGGCGCCGUUUACGAGGGCGUUUGGAUGGUCCAAGGAGGAUGUUGAUGCGUUUUUGGUGGAUGUGAAGAGGGAGAUGAGGGAUGAGAGUAUUCAUGCUUAUGGGCUUGUGUAUUCCAUCGUGGGCAAGAAGCCUUUGGAGUAAGGACUAUCAGGCAUUGAUGAGGCCGCAGAAUAGAAUGAGAUCCGAAUCACAUAGUAAUGAGUGGGGAUAGCAUUGGCGAAAGAGUCUAGGAGGCACCGUUGCACUAGAAGGCUGGUCUUUAGGUCUCAGAUAUAUUUAAUGUGUUUGAGGACGUUUCUCACAAUUUGACGAAACUACACAUAUGCAUGUAUCCUCACACCGGAUCUCAAUCUCAUAGAGCAUCUCUGCUACG